Messenger RNA from Colletotrichum acutatum, 1818 nucleotides. Its product is annotated as eukaryotic aspartyl protease. Bases 185 to 1552 code for a protein of 455 amino acids. The transcript has 2 exons. Lineage: Eukaryota; Fungi; Ascomycota; Sordariomycetes; Glomerellales; Glomerellaceae. The record is from RefSeq and is a predicted model, not a curated record. Gene Ontology annotation, molecular function: aspartic-type endopeptidase activity. Gene Ontology annotation, biological process: proteolysis.
AUCAGCCAUCAUAAGCUACCUUCGGCUUAUUCACCACAUCAAGCACUGUUGAAUCACCACCAGACCUUAACUUGAAAACGCCUACGUUACCCCUCGACAGCUUUACGUUUCGUCUCUUUGUAUCGCGAGUUCGUUGUAUCCGUACCGAGCGUCACUCCGACUUGCCAGCCACAGCUAAGGCAUAAUGCGUUCUACCUUGGUCCUCGCCCAGCUGUCCCUGUUCUUGACGUCUGUUCACGCCUUCUUUCCUUGGGAUGUAUCUGAGCAUUGUCCAUUCGAAGGUGGAUGCAGUUCCCACAAGAGGGAGUUGAAGGAUCAAGAUGCCCUUGGAUCUGACGCCGUCGAUGCCAUCAAGGCCAUCAACUUCCCCGGCUUCCAUGUUGGCCCUCAAAUCACAAAGGAAUCUUUGACGGAAGAAUCCGAAUCCGAACGACUUGCCCGUGAGGUUCAACGUCUUUCCCGCAAGUAUGCGAGGUUCCAAUCCGCUGCUAUCCGAGAGAGGGCAUCCAAGUCUAAGAGACAGAGCCUGUAUCGCAUUGUCACAGCAGCAGACACCACUCUCAAGACCGCAGCCGCCGUCGCCCAGGAUGGUACCGACUUUUCCUACUUUGCCCAGGUCAAAUUAGGUUCCAAGGAGAAGCCUCUAUGGAUGCUCAUCGACACCGGAGCGGGAACUAGUUGGGUUAUGGGCAGCUCCUGCACAUCGCCGGCUUGCGAGAAGCAUGGCUCAUACGGCCCUACGGACUCGGACACGUACAAGCCAAAGGGGGAGACUUUUGCUGUCGCCUACGGAUCGGGUUCAGUCAAAGGCGAUAAGAUUACCGACACCGUUUCCUUUGCGGGCAUGAAGUUUGACUUCGAAUUUGGUGUGGCCAACGAGACGUCGGAUGAUUUCAAUCACUUUCCUUUCGACGGCAUUUUGGGACUUUCCAUGGCUGGUGGAGAGACCGAAAAUUUCAUGCAAGUUGUCAAGAGUUCCGGCCAACUUCCUGCAAACAUCUUCUGUGUAUAUCUUAACAGGGCGGCGGAUGGACCGAACACGAGCGAAAUCAGCUUUGGUACCUGCAAUACCGACAAGUACACAGGCAACAUCACCUACACUGGAGUUGGAAACGACAAUGGAGACUGGGCAAUCCCUCUUGAUGGGAUUCAGUACGACGGCCUCAAGUCUGGCGCAGCUGGCAAGCUCGCUUAUGUCGAUACUGGUACCUCUUACGUCUUCGGACCCCAGACCGACGUCGCUGCCUUCCACAAGAAUAUUCCUGGAUCUACCUCGGACGAUGGCACGACGUACAAGGUGCCGUGCGACAGCAACAAGGAUGUAACAUACACAUUCUCGGGUGUCAGCUAUGUUAUCUCCCCUAAGGACUGGAGAUCCAGCCCUGCAGCAGACGGAACAUGCACAAGCAACAUUUACGGCCAUGAGGUCGUAGCAGGAGCCUGGCUUUUGGGAGACGUCUUCCUCAAAAAUGUCUAUGCUGUAUUUGACAAGGACCAGAAACGCAUAGGUAUGUCGUCACUGUUAUUGCCAUUUUAUCGUCUUAGAUGCUAACCGCUGGCCCUAAAGGAUUUGCGACCAGAGUCGACCCUCCACCAGUAACCAGCACCGCAACUGCUUCGGCCACACCGGCAGUGGUUAACAACCCGGGCCAAACAUCUGCUGUAUCAGCUGGUCCGACGACUGGCCCCGCCCUCGGUCUGGGAGGCCAUGAGACUGCUACAGGCAGCGCCGCUGCGCAGACCUCACCCGCCGCUCAGUCAGGGGCUGCAUCAUAUGCCUCUAUCACUCACGUGAACGUGGCCGCUGCAGCAUCUUUC